Molecule: messenger RNA, 945 nt
Organism: Dromiciops gliroides (monito del monte)
Lineage: Eukaryota; Metazoa; Chordata; Mammalia; Microbiotheria; Microbiotheriidae
Product: olfactory receptor 6C2-like
Exons: 1
Coding region: 7-945 (312 amino acids)
Biological process (GO): G protein-coupled receptor signaling pathway
Cellular component (GO): membrane
Molecular function (GO): olfactory receptor activity; G protein-coupled receptor activity
Source: RefSeq, a predicted model, not a curated record
CCAGGGAUGCAAAACCAUUCAGGAAUAACAUUAUUCAUCCUGAGGGGACUGACUGAUGAUCCACAGAUGCAGGUUCUGCUUUUUAUUUUUCUCUUUCUUACCUAUAUGUUGAGUGUUACUGGGAACCUGACCAUUAUCACCCUCACCUUGGUGGAUCCCCACCUGAAAACCCCCAUGUAUUUUUUCCUUCGAAAUUUUUCUUUUUUAGAAGUUUCAUUCACAACUGUCUGUAUUCCCAGAUAUCUAUACAGCAUGUCAACUGGGGACAAUACUGUGACCUACAAUGCAUGUGCCACUCAAUUAUUUUUUGGCAUACUCCUUGGGUCAACAGAACUUUUUCUUUUGUCUGCCAUGUCUUAUGACCGCUACGUGGCCAUCUGCAAACCUUUGCAUUACACAACCAUCAUGAGCAGCAAAGUCUGUCACCAGCUACUCCUGACUUCUUGGGUAGCUGGGCUGUUGAUCAUUCUCCCACCACUCUGCCUGGGCCUCAAAUUGGAAUUCUGUGGCUCCAAUGUCAUUGAUCAUUUUGGCUGUGAUGCAUCACCACUUCUGAAGAUCUCAUGUUCUGAUACAACUUUCAUAGAAAAGUUGGUUAUAAUCUGUGCUGUCUUGGCACUCAUCAUGACCUUAAUCUUAGUGGUUCUAUCAUAUGCCUACAUUAUCAGGACUAUUAUGAGAUUCCCCUCUGCCCAGCAAAGGAAAAAGGCCUUUUCUACCUGUUCCUCCCACAUGAUUGUGGUCUCCAUGACUUACAGCACCUGCAUCUUCAUCUACAUCAAGGCUCCUGGAAAGGAAGAGCUUGCUUUAAAUAAGGCAGUAUCAGUGCUUGUGACUUCAGUGGCCCCUGUGAUGAAUCCCUUUAUUUACACCCUGAGGAACAAGCGGGUCAUACAAGCCUUUAAGGACUUUGUUAAAAGGAUUGCAUUUGUCACAAAGGUAUAG